AUGUCACAAUCACAAAAUAUUCAAGGUCGCACGGAACCCUCCCUCGACGUAGCUCCCACUCCUCAAAACACACCUUUGGACACUGGCGUACUCCAAAACAGACCAGCUAACAUGGGUCAACCCACAGUGGAAACCCUCGCAGAAGGUGAGGAAUCAGAAGACGAUGGAGAAGAUGUAGGUGGUGCAAACCCCGCUAGCUUAUUGGCCAAGAACCCCGCUCUCCUCGCUCUUGCUCAAUCAAAACUUGAAGACUUGAUCGGCACAUCCUCCGGUUAUAUUGAGUCCCUCCCUCCUGCUGUCCGAAAGAGAAUCGAUGGUCUUAAAGGUGUUCAAGUUGAGCACUCCAAGAUAGAAUCUGAGUUCCAAAUGGCCAUCCUCGAGUUAGAGAAAAAGUUCCUUAGCAAGUUCUCACCCCUCUACGAACGACGAGAAGCCAUCAUCACCGGUAAAGCUGAACCUACCGAGACCGAAGUAGAAGCUGGUAAAGCUUCGGACUCAGAUGACGAGGACGAUGAUGAGGAGGAAGGUGCCAAAGUUGAGGAAAUCACAGAUGAGAAAGAUGCAGGUGACAUCAAGGGUAUCCCCGAAUUUUGGUUAACAGCUUUGAAAAACCAUGUUCCUAUUUCUGAGACUAUCACCGAUACUGACGAGGCUGCCCUUCGAUCUCUCACUGAUAUCAAGCUUUCUUACCUCGAAGAUGGUCAACCUGGUUUCAAACUUCACUUCGUCUUCGCCACCAAUGAGUACUUUGAGGACUCCGAGUUGACCAAGACGUACUACUACCAAGAACAAGUCGGUUACGGUGGUGACUUUGUCUACGACAAAGCUAUUGGCCACGAGAUCAAGUGGAAAGAGGAGAAAGAUCUCACCAAGAAAGUAGAGAUUAAGAAGCAAAGGAAUAAGACCACUGGCCGAACUCGAGUGAUCAAGAAGGUCGUUCCUACAGAUUCCUUCUUCAACUUCUUCAAACCUCCUCAACCCCCUACUCCUGAAUCUCUCGAAUCUUCCGAUGUUGAUGAGGAUGAGCUCGAAGAGCUUGAUGCCCGUCUUGAGACCGACUAUCAAAUCGGAGAAGACUUCAAGGAGAAGAUCAUCCCUCGUGCUGUCGACUAUUUCACUGGUAAAGCUCUGAGAUACGAAGAAGACUUUGAUGAGGAGCUUGAUGAGGAUUUCGAGGAUGAGGAUGACUUUGACGACGAUGAUGAUGAGGAUAACGAAGGUCAAGGUGAAGGCUCCGCUGCCGCCAAUCCCGAUUGCAAGCAGCAAUAA
Messenger RNA from Kwoniella shivajii, 1269 nucleotides. RefSeq lists its product as uncharacterized. Lineage: Eukaryota; Fungi; Basidiomycota; Tremellomycetes; Tremellales; Cryptococcaceae. Gene Ontology annotation, cellular component: chromatin; nucleus. Gene Ontology annotation, biological process: nucleosome assembly. The record is from RefSeq and is a predicted model, not a curated record. Gene Ontology annotation, molecular function: histone binding; chromatin binding. Bases 1 to 1269 code for a protein of 422 amino acids. The transcript is spliced from 7 exons.